Lodderomyces jiufengensis is the source of this 1347-nucleotide messenger RNA. It is a transcript of the gene ERD1, whose product is annotated as Erd1p. Gene Ontology annotation, cellular component: cytoplasm; membrane. The record is from RefSeq and is a predicted model, not a curated record. Lineage: Eukaryota; Fungi; Ascomycota; Pichiomycetes; Serinales; Debaryomycetaceae. The transcript has a single exon. Bases 1 to 1347 code for a protein of 448 amino acids.
AUGGAUGUUGAACAUCCUGGUGAGACUGAUGAAAUAAUAUUUAAUGACUUAAUUCCAUUACCAUUUAGAAUUUUAUUGCUUCUACAAUUUGGUUUGGGAUUAUGGUUUUUAUUGAAUGUUAUAUUAUACAACUUUACUAGCAUUAAUGUAUUACAAUUGCUAAAUUUGUCAUACAAUUCACAUAAUUAUAUACAAUUGGAUGACUUAAAUCAUAACAACAAUCCAACUGAAGUAAAUGGAGAGUUUGAAACAGGUUUACCAGCUGAAAAGCAAGAGAAUUCAAGGCUAAUUCAAGGUAUUUGGAGAAACUUUAAGAAAGUCACAAUCAUAAAUUUGUCAAGUUGGAUAUUGUUCAAGUUUUUACAAUACUAUAAACCGGAUUAUAAAAUUAUCUAUUACAGCAUACCAAUAAUCAGUUUUAUGUAUAAUUUUUUGAUCUUAUUUUACAAAAGCAAUGUUUUUGGUCCAUCAAAUAAAAACCCAAGUCUAAUCAUAAACGUUGGACAAAUUAGAAUGUGGACAACAUUAAAGAGAAUUUUAAUCGGUAAUAUCAACUACCAAACAAUGAGAACAAAUGAUAUAUUAAUGAGUGAUUCAUUAGUUUCAUUUGCAAAAGUCUUAAAUGAUUUUGGAUUAUUUGUAUGGAGUUAUUAUAUUAACGAGACAAAUGCUUAUAAUUAUAAAUUGGAAUUUUUUAUACUAUGUUUUCCAAUAAUGGUAAGAAUGAAACAAUGUUUUUAUGAAUAUAAAUGUACAUUAAAUAAACAGCAUUUGUUGAAUAUGUUAAAAUAUUUCACAGGUAUUGGACCAUUAAGUAUAAACGCAUUGAUCAAAUACACUUUAUUAAAAUCUACUGAUUUGGAAAGAGAAAAUGGUGAAUUAAUAAUAAAAUUAACUAAGUUAAAUAAUUGGUGGUACAUCUUAAUGUUAAUAAAUUCAACUUAUUCAUUUGUAUGGGAUUUAAAAAUGGAUUGGCAUUUGGAAUUAUUCAACAAUUUCUUUAAUUUAUUUUCAUCAACCAGGACAAGUCAGAAGUUCACUGUAUUAAGACAACAAAAGCAAUAUCCAGAUUUUAUAUAUAUAAUAGCUAUAAGUAUUGAUUUUUUGCUAAGAUAUUUAUGGGUUUUGAAGAUUUUUAUAAUUAAUGAAGAAUUGAAACUGAAAAAGAUUCAUUUUCUACAUAUUUUUUCAACUUUCUUAUUUGGUUAUGACGUUUACUCAUUUGGGUAUGUACUAAUUGAGAUAUUGGAAAUCUUUAGAAGGUGUGUAUGGUGCUUUAUCAAGUUGGAUAGUGAUUUUGUAAAAGUAAAUAGUAAUGUUAUAGAAAUGGAUAGUUUUGAAAAAUAA